Molecule: messenger RNA, 2091 nt
Organism: Helianthus annuus (common sunflower)
Lineage: Eukaryota; Viridiplantae; Streptophyta; Magnoliopsida; Asterales; Asteraceae
Product: protein ACCELERATED CELL DEATH 6
Exons: 6
Coding region: 103-1998 (631 amino acids)
Molecular function (GO): protein binding
Source: RefSeq, a predicted model, not a curated record
AAUCACCUCUUUAAAUUCAGGUGUAAGCCUUUGAGAUCUUCAUUCUUGAGAAAGAACACCUUUGAUCAGGGUUGAAAGAUAACUCCGAUUAGCAAAGAAAAGAUGAGCCAACCAAGUGCAGGAUAUAGUCAUCCAAUUCCAGUCAUUCACCUAAGCCACCAUCAUCAACAGCAACAGCAACAGACCCAUACAGUCGUCCCUAUUGCUGUAGGGCCACCGCACCCACCAAUGCCCCCGCCACCACCUAACCUACCUUGUACAGAUCUAGUUGAAGGAAGUCGAGAAGAGUACAUCAUGGUUGGUGUUCCACUUUAUGAAGCAGCACUCAAAGGAGAUUGGAAGACCGCUAAACGUAUUCUUGAUGAAAAACCAGAUCUGAUCCAUUUUGCUAUCACCGGAAAUUACGAAACGCUGCUUCAUGUUGCUGCGUCAGCAGAAAGCACCAAGGCAGUGGAAGAAUUCGUGUUAAACCUAGUAAAUAUGAUGGACAAAAACGAUUUGAAGCUACAAAACAAAAAUUAUGAUACUGCCUUUAGUUUAGCAGCUGCAGUGGGAAAUGUUAAAACAGCUAAGAUAAUGGUGAAUAAGAAUCCGGCAUUACCAGAAAUCCCUAGUCGUCAUGAAACGAUGCCACUCUAUUUAGCUGCUUUAUUUGCAAAACCUGAAAUGGUGAGGUAUCUGUAUGGUAUCUCUAAGAAAAUGAGUGGCGAUUAUUGGUCAAAUGAUAAUCGUGGUUGGGUCCUACAUAAAUGUGUUGAAGCGGAAAUCUUUGAUGUUGCUCUAAACAUAGUAAAUGAUUGCCCCAAAUUAACCAUCAAGAAAGGGUUAGUUACUGAUGUUCUCUUAGCUUUGGCCCAUAAGCCUCAUGCAUUUAAACCGAAAAAACCACAUAUUAUCUUUAGAAUCAUCAACUCAGUUUUUGCAGUGCCUGACAAAAAAGAAAGUGAAGCCGUUCAAUUAUUAAGAAUAAUUUGGAAAAAUGUUGCCAAAUUGCCAAAGGGUGAGAUUGAUGACAUACUCCGAGGGCCACCUGUUACAAUUACUCUAAAGGAUGGAAAGAAAAUGAGAGGCUACCAUUCCCGAGUACUUUUUGUUGCUACCAAGAUGGGCAACACACGUUUUAUAGUUGAGCUCAUUCGAUUAUAUCCUGAUCUAAUAUGGAAAAAAGAUGACAAAGGAAAAACUAUAUUUCACUUAGCCAUCAAAUGUCGUCAAGCAAAGAUUUAUAAUUUGCUAUAUGAGAUUGGUGCGAUGAAAGAAAUAAUAACUCCUAUAACAGACAGAAAAGGCAAUAACAUGUUGCAUAUGGCUGCAUACAAGGCUAACCGUAGAAAAAUUCACAACGGGUCUGGGGUUGCUUUUGAAAUACAACGAGAGUUAUUAUGGUUUAAGGAGGUAGAGCAAAUGAUUCCACCUACUUAUAGACAAAGGAAGAAUGAAGUUGGUGAAACACCACAAGACAUGUUCGUGAGGAAACAAGCAGACUUAGUAUCUAAUGGCAAGGAUUGGUUGAAUCAUUAUAUGUUGGUUGCAACCCUCAUAGCCACCAUUGUCUUUGCAGCCGCGUUUACACUUCCUGGCGGAUACAACCAGAACACAGGUGUUCCUUUUUUCCAGCAAGAACCAUCCCUCAUUAUUUUUGUGAUCUCGGAUUUUGUUUCUUUAAUAUCCUCAUCAACAUCAGUCCUCAUUUUUUUAUCCAUCCAUACAUCUCGCUAUGCGGAGCGUAAUUUUAUGAAGUCAUUACCACGAAAACUAAUGUUCGGUCUAGCAACACUCUUCCUCUCUAUUGCAACAAUGAUGGUUGCAUUUAGUGCGAGUUUCUUUGUACUUUACAAUAAAAAGAUGGAAUGGGUGCCAAUCACCAUAACCUGUAUGGGGGCCUUGCCGGUUAUUCUAUUUGCUAUUAUGCAGUUUCAUCUUCUAGUGGAUGUUUUCCAGUUCUCUUACCGAUCAAGAUAUCUGUUUAGGCCCAGGAAACGUAUUCUUUAUUGUUAAGAUUAUUAUAGCGUUUGUUAUUUUGCAAGUUCCAUGUACUUUAAGAACUACUUUUCGGUCAUUACUAUUUCAAUGUGAUAUCAGUUUACAUUA